Molecule: messenger RNA, 328 nt
Organism: Staurois parvus
Lineage: Eukaryota; Metazoa; Chordata; Amphibia; Anura; Ranidae
Source: the annotation of a GenBank genome assembly
UCAGGACGCCACUGGUACCAGCUAUCCAGAAGUUUGCCUAUUAGCCCUAAAUAUGUCCAGAAUAAAAGAACAAGGUUCUCCCCCACACAUUUCAAUGGAAUUUGUAGAGCUCAAGUCAUCGAUCCAUGAGGGCCCCCUAUACCAGGGGCGGACUGACAACUCAUGGGGCCCCCGGGCAAUAGGGGAUCAUGGGGCCGAUGUGUCCUUGCCCAAACUCAAAAAAGCCUAUGAAAAAGGUACCAGGGGCAUCUCAUGGGACCCCCUACUGACCCUGGGCCUUCGGGCAGUGCCCGAGUUUCCAAAUGGUCAGUCCGCCCCUGCCCUCUAC